Myzus persicae (green peach aphid) is the source of this 4565-nucleotide messenger RNA. Its product is annotated as 5-hydroxytryptamine receptor 1-like. Gene Ontology annotation, molecular function: G protein-coupled amine receptor activity. NCBI's taxonomy places the organism in Eukaryota, Metazoa, Arthropoda, Insecta, Hemiptera, Aphididae. Bases 844 to 2331 code for a protein of 495 amino acids. Gene Ontology annotation, biological process: adenylate cyclase-activating adrenergic receptor signaling pathway. The transcript has 8 exons. The record is from RefSeq and is a predicted model, not a curated record. Gene Ontology annotation, cellular component: membrane.
UUUUAGUUUCAGCGGCGGCAUCGGCGCACGUGUGUGAUUUUCGUCGACAAGGACGAGUUGCGCGUUACCGGCGGAGCUCAUAAAUUCGGUAUCGUAUGCGUGCGGGUGGGCCGGUCGCACGAGAGACGAGUUCAGUUCGUUUUACCGUCGGGCACCGCGUGCGGUUUUUGCUCGGUCGUCGUCGUCGCAUUCGCUGUGCAGCGUUUUUCGUCUAGUCAUCUUUUCGAAAUUUUCUUUUACUACUCGGCUGAUAAUCACGUGUGAAUCCAAUAAACAUAAAAUAAAAUAGUAAAAUAAAUAGUACAAUAUAUUUUUUAAAAAAAUUUUUUUUUUUGAAACCCAUUGUGAAUUUCCGAGAAAUUGAGAGCAUUUAUCGGUUGUUUUCCUCUUGAUUUUGGAUUAAUUUCUUCCAGGACGAAAUCCGACAGUUUAUAUCGUUUAUUACAUCAUUUAAACGGAGUUUAGAAAGUUCCCUCACAAAACAUAACAAGUAAUAAGCCAAUAAGCGGUUACAUGUGUAAGUUGUCUCAAGAAAAAUAAACAUAAAAAUAUAUGGAAAAGUUAUGGAAAUAGACGUGUAACAGGAAAUUUCUGUCGACUCAUUUGGUGCCUAAACAAAGAUCAUUGUUGGAUAAUUAUCCAUGCUUAAUUUGUAUACAAAGCCGCUCAUUAUGUAGAAGUUUAACCCUCGUUAGGUUAGGCCAUCAUCAUCAUCUCUCGAGGUGUGCCCGAAAUAUUAUGGUGCCGAUGUGACGACGGCAAUGCGGCGAUGACGGCGACCACCAGCGUCACCUGAGUGGCCGGCCGGUUAUGCUCGGGUCGGCGUUCCCGGAUGUCGUUUAAAUGGACAGCGUCAACGCCACGGCCGCAGUGUACGAGCACAACGAGACAGUGGUGUCGUGGCCAAAGAACGCAACGACCGCCGCCGGGCCGUCAUCAACGUACACGGCGCUGGAAGCGUUCACCAUCGGCUCCGUGCUGUUCCUGGUCAUCGUGGUGACGAUCGUCGGCAACGUGCUCGUCUGCAUCGCCGUGUGUCUGGUCCGCAAGCUUCGGCGCCCGUGUAACUAUCUGCUCGUGUCUCUGGCCGUCUCCGACCUUUGCGUGGCGCUGCUCGUCAUGCCCAUGGCCCUGCUCUACCUGGUUCUUGGAAAAUGGCCGUUUGGCACGUUCAUGUGCGACCUUUGGGUGUCAUUCGACGUGCUGUCUUGCACCGCGUCCAUAUUGAACCUGUGCAUGAUCAGCGUGGACCGGUAUUACGCCAUCACCAAGCCGCUCGAGUACGGCGUGAAGCGGACGCCUCGCCGGAUGCUGGUAUGCGUGUCACUGGUAUGGCUGGGCGCAGCGUGCAUUAGUCUGCCGCCGGUGCUCAUACUGGGCAACGAGCAUUCGACGGUGGACGGGGUACCGCACUGUACCGUGUGCCAGAACUUCGGUUACCAGAUAUACGCGACCCUGGGGUCGUUUUACAUACCGCUGACCGUCAUGAUCACGGUGUACUACAAGAUCUUCCGGGCCGCCCGAAAGAUCGUGCUGGAGGAACGGCGGGCGCAGAGCCACCUGGAGAACAGCCACUGUUACCUGGAGAUCAGCGUCAAGAACGGCGUUGGCCCGGUCGAGUCGAAAAUCGCAGCCGCCGCCCCAGAACGCGGCCAACACGGUCACCGGGCCAGCAGCAGCGCUAGCACCGUCACCACGUGUAGUGGAACGAUAGGGAGCGGUGCACGCGGCGGCGACGGAUGCCGAUGCUGUUCGAUGGUACGCCGGUCGGUGGGCGAAUACCAGUGCCCGGUGUUGAUGGUAGUACCCAGCAAUGGCCACAACUCAGGACGUCCGGCGGCCGCGGCCACCAAGAAGCCCGAGUCCAAGAAGCUCAGGUUCCAGCUGGCCAAGGAGCGGAAGGCGUCCACCACGCUGGGUAUCAUUAUGAGCGCGUUCACUGUGUGCUGGUUACCGUUCUUCGUGCUGGCGCUGGUCAGGCCGUUCCUCAGCGACCCGUCCAGCAUACCCAGCUCGCUGAGCAGCCUGUUCCUAUGGUUGGGCUACGCCAACUCGCUACUGAACCCUGUAAUCUACGCGACGCUGAAUCGAGACUUCCGAAGGCCGUUCCAGCAAAUACUGUACUUCAAGUGCGGCUCGCUGAACCACAUGAUGAGGGAGGAGUUUUACCAUUCGCAGUACGGUGACCCAGAGCCACAGCACUCCACUCACUAUUGCGUGAUACCCGGAGAGCCCAACAUAGUGCCGCACCAUCCGUCCCCGACCAAGCCGGACGACACGCGGACCACCGAUUCCAACCAACAAACCCUGGCGUCCGAGUCGUUCCUGUAGUCGUGACUCGACAUUAUUAUCACGGGCGACCAUAACGUUUACGAUAUUCGUUCGGCUCGGUCGUGGUACGCCCAUAAAAAAGCGGUAGUCGCACCGUCGGGUAACGGCGAUAGUCGAUAAUAAUAAUUUACUGUACGAUAAUAAUAAUUAUAUGCUACGAGAUGAGAUUAUGUUUGCCGAUUUUAUUUCAUUAGGUAUGUCAUUUUCCAUUUUUGUUCACACCAAACGGGCUCCGAGUGAAAAAUAACAAUAACAUUUCAAACGAUUCCAAAUGUCAAAAACUUCAAAAAUGGUAGCACAUAUAUGUGUAUCGUUCAUUUUAAAAUAAUCAUUACACAUAAUUUAUAAAUAUUAUCUGAUUUUGUUUUUACAACCGCGAGAUACUCACUUAAUUCAAAUUCACGGUUUUAUAUCUGAUUGCAAAAUCGUCUCGGAGUUUGACAUGUAAAUUUUAACCGUAACUAUCUUAAAUUAUAUUAUUAUAUCAGAUACUUUUUUCGAUGUUUCAAUUAUUUUGUUGAUAACAGCGUGAUCAAAGAUGUUCAACAACGAGUAAUUAAUGUUAAAAAUGUAUGUAAUAUUAUCUAAUUGAUUUUAUGUAGUUUGUGUCUUCCGCUGUGAUCACUUAAGUAUAUAUUUAUCCAGACGCGUUACGCUUAUAUACGUAUGUGUACUCAGUACACAAUGUCUAGGUACUAAUUUAUUUUCUCUGAACUACUGUCAUAAAAUUGAAUACUUUCAAUCAAUUUUCAUCAUUUUUCUGUUCGUUAUUAUUUGUAUCUUCCAUUCAUUGUUGAACAACGCAUUCGGCACACAAUUUUAAACAACUCGUACUUAUUCGCAUACAAAAAACAAAAUUCAAAUAUUUUAUAAAAAUAUGUUUCCAAUAAUUGUAAGUACUUAAUAUAUUCAGUAUAAUAUGCACUUCAAUCAUACAAAUAAGAAAUUAAUUGCAUCAAAUUGCUCAUGGUUACACAUUUUUAUAAUAAUAAAAUAUCUAAAGUCACGAAUGCUAUUUGCAAUAUUGAAAUAAGUUAAGUUAACCAUUGAUCUUGAACUAUGUCUUAUUAUUUUUACAUAGUGAAAAUAUUUUGUUUAAAUUGACUGUACAUUUUUAUAUUCUUUGUUGAAAAUUAUAUUCACAACUAUCUAUUUUAAUGUACGAUAUAACUACGAAAUAACAGUUCUUUGUUAACUAUUGUCACCUACAAUAAAUAUAAAAUUAUAUUAAUAAACAGUUAAAUUAAAAAUUAUAUUUUGAUAACACAAAAACAUCAAGAUGAUUUAGUUACAUUGAAUUUGAGUUGAUUACAGAAUGAUAUUAAUACAUACAAUUAACAACAUAAUAACUAUUAUUGUCUGGCUAUUAAAGUAUUGAAACAUUUUUAGAUAGUAUAUAUUUUAGUCAAAGAAAAAUAUAAGUUUUUCUUCUUUGAAGUACCUAUAAAGUAUAAACACAUGAGUGGUUUCAAAUACAUAACUCUAUAAUGUAUUGAAUCGCAUUGGUCGUUCUUUAAAAGACGUAUUAAAGAAAUGUGAAUAAAAUAAAGUGAAUAGAUAUUUUAGUCAUAAAUAUAAUAAAUACUGCAGAUAAGAACUUCAAUUAUUGUACACCAAAACAGUAGUUCAGAAAAAAAAUAUUUACUCUUAGUAAAUAUGUUCUUAAAGUAUUUACAUUUUUAUAAUGAGCUUUAAGCUUGUAUAACAUUUAAUUUAAGCCGUAUACAUUUUGUUAAAUUUUGAUUUUAAUUAGUCAACGUUGAAAAAUUGUGAGAGUUGAAUUCUAUGUAAUUAUUGUGAUAGAAAGUGUAUUAUAUUAAUUUAUUAUUAAGUAAAAAUCAAUUGUAAAAUCAAAAAAAUAAUAAUAAUAUGCGAAAGUAUUAUAAUAUUUGAAAUGUGAAAAAAGAAUAAUAAUUAAUAAUAAUAAUACACGCGCAAACACACAUAAACACACAUUCAGAUUGUAUAAUACCAUAUAAUAUAAUACAUAACACGCCGAAUUUUUUGUUUGUUUAAAAUGUAUACAUAGUAAGUUUAUUUUGUUGUGUAUAAUACGCAUACAACCUUAAAAAUAUAUAUCUAUAUCGAUAAUUUCACGUUACCAUUUAAGUAUGUGCUCGGAUAUAAUAUUAUUAUUGAUGUUUGGUGAAAUUAUUAUUCAAGUCUUGUGUUCGAACAUUAUACCUUUUGUUGUUUAUGUAAUAAAGAGCGAGUGCAAUUGUGUUGAAAAUUAA